Messenger RNA from Marchantia polymorpha subsp. ruderalis, 3109 nucleotides. Lineage: Eukaryota; Viridiplantae; Streptophyta; Marchantiopsida; Marchantiales; Marchantiaceae. The record is from the annotation of a GenBank genome assembly.
CUUUUCGUGCGCUGAAACGGAUGCGGAUGUUUUUAGUCCGCGAGCUCGUCGUGCUUACAGGGCAGCACGUCCAUGAGGUCCACGAGCACGCCUUCUUGAGGACCUGCGACAACAAGACGACGCAUGUAGAUUAGAAAGAGGGACGACGUCAUUUAGAGCAGUUGAUUUUUGUUAUCGAGGCUCGCGCGAUGCGAUUGGUCAUGCUUGCUUUCGAGUUUUCUGUGCCGUGCAUUCUCGGUUGGCAUGAGCUACUGGAGAAACGAGGAAGUAUGGAGUAAUCGCUAUCAAUUCUUGCAUUGGGCUUUCGGCUUGCUUCCUCCUCUCGGAACGAGAAUUUAAGAUCGCUACCGAGAGGAGAAGGCUGAACUCCUGAGCGCUGAUAUUGCUUUCAAUUUCCGAUUAUCUUAGAUUGAAGUAGAGCAGGUUCUUUCCGUAGAUUUCGGUCGAUCGUCGUAGUCUAGGUCGCAUGGCAGUGAGGGAAUGAAAAUUUUUCUGUAGGGUAUCCCUCGACCAGUUAGCAUAAGAACUGAACGAAUGGAGCGGAGGAUGUUAUUGUGGCCUGAAAUGGCAGAGUUUUGUAGGAGAAGAGUUGAAGACCGGAUUUCGGUGACAGCUCUCCUAGUGACAUGUCGACUAGUUCUACCAAGGGAACAUGUUUUCUAGGCCUAAGCAGUCAGACAGCGUUCGAUUUCCUACAGACAGGCAGUUAUAAAACUUGAAGCUGCCGCAAACGGAAAUGAGCUGAGGCUCGCAGGAAAUAUUUAAUUGAACUAAAUUUAGCAGUUUGUAUCGAAGCUAGUCGGAACUCGACAAGAGAGCGAUGGAAAAUCGAGUGUUAUGGCUUCUGUGGUUAACUGGAGCAUUUUUCUUGGGAACUGCUUUUUACACUUCGAGGUUGAUGUCAAUAAUGUGGGUGGCUCCGAGAACGAUAGAAAGUCUCGAAGAAAGAUCCCCGUAUGGAUGGCUUUCAGCACCAGUUGAAGAGCUGGCAGUGACUAUAUUCACUGCUCCGGGUCCCCUUGUUGGGGACGUGGGGUUUCGUCAGAAGAUGGCAAUUCAGUCCUGGUUACGUCUGGUGCCGUGCCCCAAAGUGGUUUUACUUGGUCAGCAUUCAUCGCUGACUGACUUUGCUGCAGGGAAGUCUCAUGUCACAGUGGAGGAUGAUAUUGACUUCACAUUCUCUGGACAAGCAAUGUUUCAUGGAAUGGUGCAACGAGCUCUGAGAGUACAGUCUGGUGUUGUUGUGAUGAUAGAUUCGGAGUUGAUCCUGCUUCCCCAUGUAUCAGUAGUUCUGAGGAGUCUGCAUGCAGUCGAUCACGACUGGCUGCUCACUGGUCUACCUCGAACUGUCGACGAUUUUCCCUACUCUCUCCGGGAUGAUUGGCUUCAAGCUCAUGGCGUCCAAAUUGAAGAUGAGAAAGUGAAUGCAUACGUGAAGGCAAACGGAAACUGGAUCAUCGGCGGGGUCGCACAGUUUUGGGCUUGGAAUGCAAACAGUCGACCUCUUCAUGCAGGGGUGAUGCCUCCUUUUGUCUUUAAACAGGGUCAGCACGAUUCUUGGUUACUCGCAGAGGCACUUACUUCGAAGUACCGCCUUGUUAUUGAUGGAACUGAAGCCUUGAACGUGUUUCGUAUAGUAAACACGAUGGAUGGGAAUGAACCAAAAAAGACGAGGGAGAUCAGAGGGAACAUCGAGCUGGCAUCCACAUAUGGGUCGUACCAUUUUAGACCUUCCAAACUAUCGGACGUUCCCUUCAAGCUCGUUACAUGUGGUGGUUUACAAUCGAAGACCUUCUGUAUCGUCAAUCUCUCCCAGCAACCCUGUGUCUGCUCAGCUUUGCAUCUACCAAUCAAAGCAAGGGGCGAGCAAGAUUUAAGAGAGAGCAGUAGAACAAGAUGGCCACAAACCCAGGAACAUUUUAGAUCUUGGUUAGAUCUCUUCCUACAGAGAGAUGCAAAACUCCUCAACAACUGGAAGAGUACAGAAAGUAGCCUAAUAGUGGGAAGCGAUUCUUGGACACAGAAGGUAAUGAAUUUUUUGACUCAGCGUAUGCUGGGUCCAAGCACAUUACCCACAAAGCAAGGCUUGGACUGCGGCUGCGAUAAUCAAGCCUCGAAUCGUAGAGUACUAUCUGAGAAGUCCGAUUUUGUUGAAUCAGAGAGUAUAGAAGAAGUGCCUUACUCUCUCGAGAACUUGCUAAAAAAGCGUGCAAGUGCUGAAAACGUGGUGAUCCUGGCCGUGGUGGGGAAUAGCUACCGUGAUAUGUUGAUGAACUGGGUUUGCCGGUUGAAGCACCUGAACGUGUCAAACUACUUGGUGUCAGCCAUAGAUGAUGAUAUCUACCGGUUUGCUGUUCACCAGGGUUUGCCAGUAUUCAAGAGCCGCAUCACAAUGAAUGUAAGCCGCAAUGAGUGCCACUUUGGCACUCAGUGCUUUCAGAAAGUGACGAAAAUGAAGUCACGCACAGUACUGGAAAUACUGAAAUUGGGUUACCACGUUCUUUUCAGUGAUGUGGAUGUGUACUGGUUCCAAGAUCCUUCGCAAGAACUAAUGGCAUUUGGUCCGGGCCACAUGUGUGCGCAAACGGAUCAGUGGAAUGCAAGUGAACCACUAAACCAGCCCCGAAGAUUAAAUUCAGGAUUCUACUUCGUAUGGUCGGAUAAUCGAACAAUUGCAGCCUUCAGCAACAUCGUACAACAUGCAGCCAACUCUGAAAAGUCGGAGCAGCCCAGCUUUUACGAUGUUCUGUGUGGUAAUGGAGGAAUAUAUACAGUUGGAAAUGAUUUGUGUGUGCAGCCUAUUUUCAAUGUUACUGUUCACUUUUUGGAUCCUGCAAAGUAUCCAAACGGGGCUUUCCAAAGAUUAUGGGAAAAGAAGAAUGUGAGGGAAGUCUGCGAGGCCCAGGGUUGCAGAGUUUUGCAUAAUAACUGGGUGAGUGGAAGGAAGAAGAAGCUGGAGAGACAGUUUACGACAGGUCUUUGGGAUUAUGAUGCAAAAACUCGCUUGUGCACGAGGAGCUGGGGCUAAGCUACAGCUCACCCGUAUGCAUAAGAAAUUAUUCAGCACAUUCAAUGUACCAAUAUGCAAGUAAAAAUAAGUCAAAGCCGC